UAGAACAGACCUUCUAAUAACUACCUCCUUCUUGCAGUUUACUGAAGAAAAGCUGGGCCAGGCUGAGAAAACUGAACUAGACGCCCACUUUGAAAACCUUCUGGCCAGGGCAGACUGCACAAAGAACUGGACAGAGAAGAUCUUGCGUCAGACUGAAGUUCUGCUACAGCCAAACCCUAGUGCCAGAGUAGAAGAAUUCCUCUAUGAGAAGCUUGACCGGAAGGUGCCUUCCCGGGUCACCAACGGGGAGCUGCUGGCACAGUACAUGACAGAAGCAGCUAAUGACUUUGGGCCAGGGACACCUUAUGGGAAGACCUUGAUAAAAGUUGGAGAGACUCAAAGGCGCUUAGGUGCAGCAGAACGGGACUUCAUCCACUCUGCCUCCAUCAACUUCCUGACCCCACUGCGCAACUUCCUGGAAGGGGAUUGGCGAACCAUCUCCAAAGAGCGAAGGAUCCUGCAGAACCGCCGCCUGGAUCUGGAUGCCUGCAAAGCCAGGUUGAAGAAAGCCAAAGCUGCCGAGGCAAAAGCAGCGGCUGUGCCUGACUUUCAGGAGACUAGACCUCGUAAUUACGUUCUCUCCGCCAGCGCGUCAGCGCUCUGGAGCGACGAGGUGGAAAAAGCAGAACACGAGCUGCGGCUCACGCAGACCGAGUUUGACCGACAGGCCGAGGUGACACGUCUCCUGCUGGAGGGGAUCAGCAGCACACACGUGAAUCAUCUUCGCUGUCUCCAUGAGUUUGUGGAGUCUCAGACCAACUACUAUGCUCAGUGUUACCAAUACAUGCUGGACUUGCAGAAGCAACUGGGCAGAUUUUCAGGCACAUUCGUAGGCAACGCAGAAUCCACAUCUGCUCCCGCAGCUGCUACCUCUCCUCCAGCUGUUGCUGCUGCCACGCUCCCGGCUGUGCCUACUAUUCCGGUUGUGCCCACCAUUGUUGGGGUGCCUAACACCGUGGCAGAGAGUGUACUGAACCCCAACGAAGUCAAGCCUCCUGCCAGUGGGACACGGAAGGCCAGAGUCCUCUAUGAUUAUGAAGCAGCUGACAGCACUGAGCUGGCACUUCUUGCAGAUGAGAUGAUCACUGUGUACAGCCUGCCAGGCAUGGAUCCAGACUGGCUCAUAGGGGAAAGAGGGAACCAGAAAGGGAAAGUUCCUGUCACUUACUUGGAACUGUUAAGUUAAAUGUCUCCAGGAAGAAGAAUGUACAAGCAGAAUGCACCCCUCAUCUCCUGGCACUUCUAAUGCGGAUUUCUUCAUCCGAGACCAUUGCUGUCUUCAGGAUCGACACACUCCAUUGCUAAUGUGGGAAUUGUGGGGAAGAAGUGGUAAAACUGUUACGGUAGGGUUUGGGAAAGGGCUGAUGGCACCCGACACUGAGUUUGUUCCCUACCAGUCCAGCCUGCUUUGAGGUUAGCCUUGAUGGCAUGAGAUUCCUUGAUUACUUUUUCUACCCUACCCUAGUCUCGUUUAUCGCAGUGGCUUUCCCAGGGCCAGCGAGCUGUCUCUCUCAGCAGCUACUCACCAAGUUUAAGUUACACUUCUCUUGUGUCUGGUGUGGGUUAGUGCCUGUCUGCCCCUCCUGUCCUCUCUCUUCUCCAGCAGUAGAAUUGCCUAAGUCAAACCAUCAAGCAUUCUGGUGGGGAAGUGUCCCACACAAACCCUCUGACAUGUCCCAGCUCUUAAGGCAAGGAAGCCGUAUUUAAGAAGCAAGAGCCUGUUACACCUACCCACCGUGUUCACCUGUGGGAGAGCAGCGAUGCUCCCCAAGAGCCACGCUUAGUGUUCUGGUGCCUGACAGCCUCCAUCUGGAACUGUCCUCUCAAGCUGGAACGAAAUUUUUUUUGUGAAGACCAGCCUAGUGACAUAGGGCCUGUAUGUUGAAAAUUGAACCUCACUGCAAGGGACCAUGCAUCUUGCUUGCAUUUCCUCUGAGAAACUGCUCUUGGACUGCAAAGUUUACAAGCCUUUUUACAAGCUUCGCUCCCUGUGUUAAUUGUCCAGGUGUUUCUUUCUGUGUGUCUGUUCCAGGCAUGUUUUAGCCUGACUUGAUUUUCGCCCUAGAUCACUGAUUUAACCAAUGCUUCCUCUCCCGUCUCGGCAGUGAACAGACUUGGUGCAUCUUAGUCCAGUAAGGGAUAGUCCCGCUUGCUGUUAUCUCAAAUACCCCAAAAUUUGAUAAAAGUAUCUUGACCAUACACACACUAAACACUCCAGGCUGGCCUUGAUGUAUGUGGUGGUUUAGCUCAAAGGGAGUGCUCAGGUGUGUCUGCCUUCUAAUCCUAUAAUGAGCUUUUUUUAACUAGAGCUUGACUACAGGACUUCUGCUGCUGUGUAACGAGUUUUUCACUCAAGUCUGAUGGAAAAGAAACUCACCUGCACCAAGCUUUCUGUUCACAACCUUCCUCUCGGUAUGUCAGAACCAACUUUGCUUGUUUAUUGAUCUUUUGCACUUUCCCCAAUGGUAUCGUGACCACUCUAAUGUAACAGGGCACGGAGCACCUGUGUAUGUAGGGCUCAUGAAUUUUCAGCACUUAUUUGCCAAUAAACAAACUGCCUGAC
Molecule: messenger RNA, 2563 nt
Organism: Apaloderma vittatum (bar-tailed trogon)
Lineage: Eukaryota; Metazoa; Chordata; Aves; Trogoniformes; Trogonidae
Gene: SH3GLB2
Product: SH3-domain GRB2-like endophilin B2
Exons: 10
Biological process (GO): membrane organization
Cellular component (GO): cytoplasm; membrane
Molecular function (GO): protein binding
Source: RefSeq, a predicted model, not a curated record